Messenger RNA from Procambarus clarkii (red swamp crayfish), 1301 nucleotides. The record is from RefSeq and is a predicted model, not a curated record. Lineage: Eukaryota; Metazoa; Arthropoda; Malacostraca; Decapoda; Cambaridae.
AUAGGCUUAUACCUAUGUGGGAACAUGUCCUAGCAACCACGUUAGACGCUUAAUCUGAUUGUUUUGAGCUUUUAAAAAGCCUCUUCAGCAGAGGCCGUCCCUUUAAUUACGCCUAACGUGCGGCUGGAGUUUUUAAGUGUACUUCUCAGUUAAGGACAAAGACAAAAGGUCGUGUAUCGAAUAGAUUAGGGAAAGUUUGAGGUCUAUCUAAAACUGUCAGAAGUGAUAACGGAGAUAACUAGGUUUUUAUUCUGUAUUUACUAAACAUUAUCAGCCGAACAAGACUUUGGGAGUACAGGUUGGCUAAUUCAGCAGUUACCAGGGAGGAUGGUGGUUUAUUUAAACAAAUGAACAGCUGAAACGGCUGAAACAUCGGGAAGAAACGGAGGAGACCAAUAUUAACAAGACCUCGUCGUGGAUAGUCGUUAAGGACAGGGGUCUUGAAGACCUUGACAAGGCUGCCUACAGACGCCCUAAGGACAGCAAAUUCAUUUGCCGUGUUGGACGAAAAGUGCUGUGGUGAGCCUGCAGUUCACUCGAAACGGAAAUCGGCGAGGAGCGGCGAAGCGCAGACCCCUCAGGCUGCUCAGAAAGUUAAGGAGGUGGUAAAUUGUUUCGGCUGCUACAGCUCUCCAGCCCAAGUUGUUGACUGGCUAGUCUUUGACUGCCUCCCAACAUGUUAGUGAGGUCCUGAGCUGAUGUACCCUAUGGCGAAGAGUGAGGCACUAGUUUCCUGAAGUAAUGUAUAGCAUGAGAUGGCACCCAUUCUAAACAGCAGCCGGCACCAACUCUGGCCGACGUUGGAGUGGACAAGCCCCAGAUCCUGUGGGGAGGAAAAGUCUACACUAAACUGUAAAAGGGUGUUGGUUUUUCUCACUGAAGCUACCACUCGUGCAAUUUUGAUUGGUGAUUGUGACUUAGUCCUCCUCGUGAUCUACGGCAAGAAAGUGCAGUGGCCUGUUGGACCACCUGGACAGCGAGGCGCGAGAGUUGGAAGUGUUUCCACCAUUACGUCAGAUACUCCUCUGCCGCAGAUUUGGAAGAUUUGCAAUAUUGUGGGUCCUUCCGACAUAACUUCAGGAACAGUUGCAGAACAAUCGCUGGAAGUGUUAAAUGCUACAGAAAGUAGCAUAGUUGUCGGAAUUAAGAGGGCCAACGGCUGUGAUGAGGGGUUCAAACUUGUCGGAGGAUCCCAGAUGUGCUUUAAGGCUGUGCCACAACAUGGUAAAAGAAUCCCAACUGGGAGGUCUACUGACAUCAUGGAUUUAAUCUACGUUUGUAGCUUAAAAGGCUGUUCAUAA